Messenger RNA from Aphidius gifuensis, 4752 nucleotides. RefSeq names its product schwannomin-interacting protein 1 homolog (gene Schip1). Lineage: Eukaryota; Metazoa; Arthropoda; Insecta; Hymenoptera; Braconidae. The transcript has 10 exons. The record is from RefSeq and is a predicted model, not a curated record. Bases 400 to 2640 code for a protein of 746 amino acids. Gene Ontology annotation, biological process: positive regulation of hippo signaling. Gene Ontology annotation, cellular component: plasma membrane; cell junction.
GCGGAAAGGGCACGGUCAAUGAAUACAAAUGCAUUUAUAAGUAGAAUGAAAAUACAGAUAUACAAUGUAAGCAAAUAUACGAGUGGGUGGAUGGGUUGAUAAAGUGGGUAGGUGGGUGGUUAAAUACCUAGUCUAUCUAAAACUGUGCAAAGAAAAAAAUAAUAUAAAACAAAAAGAAUGUUAAAUUGAAAUUUUUUCAAUCAAGACAAAAACAAAAAAAAUACAUAUAUAACGGUUUUUUAUGUGUGCAUGAAAAUAUAUAUAUAUAUUAUUCAAGGCUGUGUACCACUAUGUGUACAUGUCAAGUCGAUAAAUGACGAUGAAAAUAUAAAAAAAUAUAUUAUAAAAUAGUUUUUGUGUAUAUGCGCGCGGCUUUAACAUGAUCACCGGAAAUACGUCAUGCGGAUCAAAGACGCCCUCGUGCCAAUUGCAAUCCACAAUGGAGUAAACAACAAUCAAAUUGAUCGUCAAAAUUUUGAGACAGCAUCUGGAUCAAAAAUAAUUGAUGAUAAUAAAUUAUCAUCAAGUGAAAAAAUUAAUCAUACUAGUGGUGAUUACAAUAAAACACUUGGAUACGAAAUUCAAGGUUUUCGAGUUGCUGAAGAUACAACAAGAUGGUCAUCAGUUGCUGUUGCACGUUCAAAUGUUAAUAAUGUUAACAAUUCAAAACGUAUUAACAACAACAUCAACAAUAAUAUAAAUACACUUAAUAAUAUAAAUAAUAAUAUCAAUAACAACAACAACAACAACAACAAUAAUAAUAAUUUAAAUGUUUCGAGAUUAUCAUUGAGUAGUUCUGCUGAUAGUUUAUCAGACUACGAAGCUCAUGAAUAUUCAGCAGGUUCAGAUUGUUCAGAUAAUAGUGAAGAUAAUAUUAUUCCUGGACAUUGUCGUGGUAUAAUUAAUCCAAAUUAUCCAGGUUUUCAACAUUUAGGAUCAUCAUUUUUAUCAAUAUUUGCUGAUGAAGAUCAACCAGAUAGUAAUUUAUCAUCAAAAAUAAAUGAACAAGAUUCAAUAAAUAUUGAAGUUAAAAAUAAUAAUAAUAAUAUUGUUAAUAUAAAAAAAUUUGAUAGUGUUAAUCGUCUUGAUAAUUGUAAAGGAAAAAAUAAAUUUUUUUAUGAAAAAUCAAAGCUAAAUAUACAGGCGGUAAGUGAAUUUUAUGACGGUGUUGUAUCAUCAUCAGAAAAGUGUUUAAAUUACGUUAAAAGUAUAAAAGAUUCACACAACGAAAAAAUUAUUGUAACACCUUGUAAUUCAAACGAUAUUAUUGAUAGUAAUUAUUUACAACCUUGGAAUCACGAUCAACCAAUUGAAUUUGAAGUUGCUGAAUUACAAUCAAGUUUAAUUGAAUUACCACAAUUUCCAGAAAUUGAAAAAAUACCAUCUGAUACAGUUAAAAAUUGUGAGCAAGAGGAAGUUUCAAUGAAGCGAAUGGAUUUAAUAACGGAAAUAACAAAACAUCCUCAAAUGAUAAAUGAUGAAUUAACAAAAAAUAUAAAUGAUAUUGAAAUAACAGAAUCAGAUAUAUCAACACCAGAACAACAGCCAUAUACAAAAAUUGAAGAAAUUGAUUUAUUAUCAUCAAUUGGACGUGAUAUUGGUGUUGAUCUUGAAAAAUACGUUCAACCAGUACCAGAUGUUGUUGCAAUGGAAUCAUUAAAUGGUAUUAUUGAAGAUACAAAUAAAUUUAAUGAUGAUAAAAAUAUUGAUACAACAAUAAUUGAUUGUCGUAAAAAAGAAAAAAUGACUAGAAAUCAUCAAGCACGUAGACGUCAACAAACACAUAUUAAUCAACGUAAAAAUGAUAAUAAAUAUCGUCAAGAUGCUGUUGAUAAAGUACCAGGUAGUUUUGAUAUUUAUAAUAUUGAAACAGCAUUACCAAAAAUUGAUCUUGAUGUCAUUGAAUCACAUUUACGUGCUGCACGUGAAGAAGAACGUCGUCGUCGAAAUGACAGAGAAGAAAUUCGUAAACGACUUGCAAUGGGUCCAGAUGCUGAUGACAUUAAAACAGAACGUGGAAAAAAACCAAGUCUUCAAUCACGUCUUCAAAGUGGUAUGAAUCUUCAAAUAUGUUUUAUGAAUGAAACACCAUCAGACAAUGAAUCACCAAGUUCAGAAACAGAAUCAUCACCAAGUAUUAAAAAAAUACAAAAAAAUAAUAAUAUUAUUAAACAAACAAAUAUUGCUGCAGCAAGUAGACCACAAAUAUUAAAUCUUCCAUCAUUGAGACUUGAAAAAAGUGGUAUUGAUGGACCAAUUGAUGAAGCUGAUUUUUUUGCAAGACAAGCUAGAUUACAAACUGAAGCUAGAAUGGCACUUGCACAAGCUAAAGAAAUGGCACAUAUGCAAAUGGAAGUUGAAAGACAAAGACUUACACAAAGUCCAAUAACUGAAAUGGUUCGAUCUAGUCUUGAAAAGGUUGGUGUACAAUUAGGUGAAGAUAGACGUAGAUUAUCAAGAGUUUUAUUAACAGAAUUAAAUGUUGCACAACUUCAAGUUGUUGCAAAUGAUCUUCAUGCAAGAAUUGCUGUAUUAAAUGAAGCACUUGUUGAAGGUUUAUUAAGACGUGAUGAUCUUCAUAUGGAACAAGAUUCAAUGCUUGUUGAUGUUGAAGAUCUCACAAGAUAUCUAAAUAAGUAGACGUCGGUGUAUGAGGUGAGCACUUAUUUUUUUUUUUUAGUGGUACCAAGGAGAGCGCAUUUAAAAAACGUCAAAUCAUCAAAGAACAAUCAUCAACAAUUAUUGGAAAACAUCGUUAUUUAGCUCAACAAAAAAUUACAUUUAUCAAAAAUUGUAUUGCUAAUCAUAAUCUGGUUAAUUUUGUUCGUAAAUAAAUUAUUAAAUAUCGUCAAUAUUCAUAUAAUAAAAUAAUAACAAUAAUAUAAUAAUAAAAAUAAUUAAAGUAAAUUAAAAAAAAAAAAAUCCAUAAUAAUCAUUACGUAUUCCAGAAAGAAAAAAAAAACAUUUUACAGCUUCAUAAAUAAUAAAAAUAUAAUGAAUAAUUAAUUUAGAAAAAAAAUAUAUAAAAAUAUUUAAAUUUUAUUUAUAACUAAACUUAAAUAUCUUCCCUUCGUGUAUUCAACCAUGCAUGUGUCUUUUUAAUUGAACCACCACUAUUUACAAAAUUUAAAAAAAAAUAUAAACAUAGAAUUUCAAAAUAGAUAUUCAAUGUUGUAUAUAUAUUCAAGUUAAUAAUUUUUAAAUCAUAAAUAGAAAAAAAAAUAUUAUAGAAAUAAAAAUUCCUGUUAGUUGGCAAUAUCUUUAAAAUGAAAAGUAAAAAAAAUUCCAGAUAAACAAAAACAAGCAAUGAUAUAGAAAAGAAAAAAAUAAAUAAUCAUGACAAUUAUUAUAUUAAUAAAUAAAUGUUUAAAUAAUAAAAAAUAAAUAAAUUUCUGUUAUAUAAUUGAUUUAAAAAUAAUCAUAAUGUUUUCAUAAAUUAUUUAAGAUAUUGUUAAAAAUUUAUAUUUACUGUAAAACAUCAUUCACAAUUUAAAAAAAAAAUAAUUAUUAUAAUUUCAGUAAGUCAACAUUUACAUAUUAUCUACAAAAUAUUUUUAAUUGUAAUAAUAUAUAAUUAAUAUUAUACAAAUUGUAAAUAACUAACGUAACAAGGUUUUUUUUCAUUUUUCCAUAAUUGUUGUAUUUCUUUUUUUUUUUAAAUAUAAAUUUCAACUAUUUCUUUUUAAAUAUUUUAUAAAAAAGGACUCACAUUGAUUGAGAGCAUGGACGAGAAGGCACAGGGGCAGUCUAGUUUGAAUAUACAUUAAAUUUAAAAACGAAAAAAAAAAAAAUUUCGUUAUAAAAUUUUCAAGUUGAUUUAUUUCGUUGGCACUAUCCUUGCUCUCAUAAUUAUCGUCUUGUUAUUAUUGUUACAUUGAUAAAUAAUAGCACCAGAUGAAUUGGGCAUUUAAAUAAUUAACUUGCAAAAAAAUUCAAGAGAUUCAUUAGUCGAAAAAAAAAAAACAUCAAAAAAAUGUUGUAUCAAAUUGUUGAUGCGCGUUCAAAUGUAUUAAUCACAUAUUAUUUUUUUUUUUGUAAAGUUGAAAAAUUAUUAAGUAUCUAAUCGUAUUUAUAAUAAUCAUAAAAUCUACUAUACAAUAAAACACUUGGACCUCAUUUAAUCAUCAUCAUCAUUAUCAUCAUCAUCUUUGUCGUUUGAUUUGUAUAAUUAAAAAAUAAAAAAAAUCAAUAAUAAAUCAUCCAAAAUAUAAAGACAUUUAAUUUAUGUUUUAAACCGUUUAAACAUUAUAUCAAAUUUUAAUUCAACCUUAUUACAUGUUAAAGUAAUAAUACUAUAAAAAUGAUCAGAACUCUGAAUCGUAUUUUUUCAUUAUGGAUAUAUAUAAAUUUAUAUAAUUAAUAAUAAACACAAUUCCUUCGCAGAGAAAAUAUUAACGAUCAAAUUUUUUCGGUAAAUCAAAAAAAAAAAAAAAAAUAUUCUUAAAAAAAUAAUAAUAAUAAUAAUAUCCCAUUUAUGUUUUUUUCUAAAUAGAAAACUGGAAAAAAAAAAAAGAAUUUGUCAAAAAUUUUAUUAUUAUAAGACUCAAUUCCCUGGCACUUGGCAAGAAAGACUCGCGAUAAAUGGCAAAUAUGUAUUUGAAAAAAAAAAAAAAAACGAAAUAAAUUGAUUGUGCUUUUGACAAUUGAGAUUCGUUUUUCUUUUUUUUUUUCUUGUUGUUUUUUAUCAGGUUCUAUUAUCAUAACGAAGCAACAUGAUUAAUAGCACUGGCGAGCUUUUUAGCUUCAUCAAAU